CCCAGCCUCCAUGCCGCCUCUCCUGCUGGUCACCCUCUUUCUUCUCUCCUCCUGCUCCUCAGCAGGAGGAAGCAGCCCCCUCAGUGAAGGCCUGUGGUUGCUGAAGACCGAGUUUGCCCUUCACCUCUACCGGAGUGCAGCAGCAGAGAGGAACGGGACGAAUUUUGUCAUCUCCCCCGCCAGUGUGUCCCUCUCCCUGGAGAUCCUGCAGUUUGGAGCCCGGGGAAACACUGGCUGGCAGCUGGCGAGUGCCCUGGGGUAUACCGUGCAAGACCCGCGAGUGAGAGCGUUCCUGCACGCUGUUUAUACCACACUGCACAGCUCCAGUCAGGGCAUCGGGAUGGAGCUGGCCUGCACCCUUUUCAUGCAAACCGGAACGUCUCUGUCCCCCUGCUUUGUGGAGCAGGUCUCCUGGUGGGCCAACAGCAGUCUGGAGCCAGCCAACUUUAGUGAGCCCAACAGCACCACCCUGGAGGUCUCUAAAGGCACAGCCAGACAGAGCACAGGUGAGGGUCCAGGUAGCCCACUGUGGGGACGGGCUGGUGCCCUGUCUACUCAGCUCUCCAUCAUGAGCACCAUGACCUUCCAAAGUACCUGGCAGAGGAGAUUCUCUUCCCUAGCCUCGCAGUCCCUGCCUUUCACCUGCGCCCAUGGCCUCAUCCUUCAAGUCCCAGGGAUGCACCAAGUGGCAGAGGUCAGUUACGGUCAGUUCCAGGAUGCUGCAGGCCAUAAAGUAGAUGUUCUAGAGCUGUUGUACCUGGGAAGGGUGGCCAGUUUGUUCCUGGUGCUUCCGAAAGACAAGGAUACCCCUCUGGACCUCAUUGAACCACACCUCACAGCCAGAGUCAUCCAUCUCUGGGCCACCAGGCUGAAGAGAACCAGGAUGGAUGUGUUCCUCCCCAGGUUUCGGAUCCAAAAUCAGUUUGACUUAAAAAGCAUUUUAAGAUCAUGGGGUAUCACUGAUCUUUUUGACCCACUCAAAGCUAACUUGAAAGGAAUUUCAGGACAAGAUGACUUUUAUGUUUCUGAAGCAACCCACAAGGCCAAGAUGGAGCUUUCAGAGGAGGGCACCAAGUCAUCGGCAGCCACAGCCGUGGUGCUGCUGAGGAGGUCCCGGACUCCUGCUUUUAAAGCAGAUCGGCCCUUCAUCUUUCUUCUGAGAGAACAUAGCACAGGUACUGACUCUUAAAAUUUGGAUUCAGACAUUUAUCUUCAUCUCUCUAGCAACCUAAUUUUACUUAACCACUACAAUCUCAAAUAAGUAUUUCUUCUAGCUCUUUCUAUGGUGUUUUACUAGCUGCUGCUGUCUUACACCCUGAGAAAGGAAAUUAUUUCAUAGUACAAAGGAACCUCUUCCUGGCUUUUACCUUUCCAUUCUAUUUAUUUGUAGCUAAUGCUGACCUUUUUUAGAUGAGUCCAUUUCUGCUCUAGAGACUUAAAAAGCUAUGAAAACACAAGUCAAUCAAAUCUUGCCUUUCUUGUUGCUGUCAUAUCAUUUUAGAAAAGACAGUUUUUCCAGGCCAAGAUACAUCACAGAAAUCACCUAGAGACUCUAGUAUUUUAGCAAUGCACAGAUUUCUAUGCUGUUUGCUGGCCUUUCUCAAAAACCAAAUACUUAUCAUAGUACUUUCCCAAGCCACUACAGAGAGAGAAGACUCAAUGCAAAGAUGGCAGGCACAGGUUAGUCUAGCUAGCACAACAGGACAAGCAGAUGCCCCUAAAGUCCAGCAAGAUUCAAAAUAGUCUUUCAACUAUUUUUUCCCUUAAUUGUUCUCCCAACAAUUAUUGGCCUCAAAAGGAAGCAAUUCUCAGUAAAGAGUUGUUGGCAAUUCUCAGUAGUGUUUAAAACAACAGUAUGGAACAAGAUUAAUAAAAUUAAGCCAAGGUGGAUCUACUUUAACUAAACAUCAGGCAGUACUUUUAUUUGUGGAAAGAAAAAAAAAAAUACCGAAAGUUUGAAUGAAACUUAGUAUAGUUUAACAUAGACCGUUAAAAGGAGAAAUACUGUCAACAUCAUUUUAUCUGAGAAUCAUUUGUAUACUGCCAUAACUUGUGCUAAAAAUCAAAGGAACAUUUCAUGACAAAAAGGAUGUAGCUAGUCAUUCCCUAGAAAAUAAUCUACGUGGGGAUCAUUUGGGAAGAGUGUUCAUAACAGACAAUGUCCAUUUAGUAUUCACCAUGACCACUCCAACACCAGCGACUGCCGACUAGACAAACAUGAUCACUUAGAGCAGGCAGCAGAGAGUAUGUCAAAAAAAAAAAA
Molecule: messenger RNA, 2263 nt
Organism: Peromyscus leucopus (white-footed mouse)
Lineage: Eukaryota; Metazoa; Chordata; Mammalia; Rodentia; Cricetidae
Gene: Serpine3
Product: serpin family E member 3
Exons: 7
Coding region: 11-1189 (392 amino acids)
Biological process (GO): negative regulation of endopeptidase activity
Molecular function (GO): serine-type endopeptidase inhibitor activity
Source: RefSeq, a predicted model, not a curated record